GGUCUGAAAAUCUACGGAGAGGUUUGGAAGUUUGAGUAUGGGAAAGUAUGACAUUUUAAAAUGGAAAAUGGGUAGGAACCCUGAAUAAUUCCUAUGGACUCUCCAUCUCUCCCAGAACCAGGUGUCUCCUUUCCUCCAGGAGGUCUUCAUGCCUCUAGUGAUGGCCAUAUUCGAGGUGUUGUCUCAUCCAGCUGAGGAGAACGACCAGACGGCUGCUUUAGAGAAGCAGAUGUUGAGAAGAAGCUACUUCAGUUUCAUUCAGACCAUCGCCAGCAGUGGCAUGAACGAGGUCAUGGCCAGUCAGGGAGUUGAGAAUAUCGAGCGUGUGCUGUUCACCAUCAUCCAGGGAGCUGUGGAUUUCCCAGACCCUGUCGCCCAGAAAACCUGCUUCAUUAUCCUGUCCAGACUGGUGGAACUCUGGGGUACGAAAACACUUUCAAGCACAGCAGAUUCA
Messenger RNA from Sinocyclocheilus rhinocerous, 454 nucleotides. Its product is annotated as exportin-T-like. Gene Ontology annotation, molecular function: tRNA binding; small GTPase binding. The record is from RefSeq and is a predicted model, not a curated record. Gene Ontology annotation, cellular component: cytoplasm; nuclear matrix; nuclear pore. The transcript has 2 exons. The annotation marks the transcript as partial. NCBI's taxonomy places the organism in Eukaryota, Metazoa, Chordata, Actinopteri, Cypriniformes, Cyprinidae. Gene Ontology annotation, biological process: tRNA re-export from nucleus.